Ectocarpus siliculosus is the source of this 240-nucleotide messenger RNA. The record is from the annotation of a GenBank genome assembly. Lineage: Eukaryota; Phaeophyceae; Ectocarpales; Ectocarpaceae.
AUGAGUGCAGGCAGCAGCGGCAGCGCUGGCGAUGCGGAGAUGUGGCAGGAGUCGCUUGCGCGCGUCGUCCCUGCAAUCGUGGUGGUUCGAGUGUUGUCCGUGGGGCCGUUUGACUCGGAGUCCGCGGGGUAUGGCAAGGCCACCGGGUUCGUCGUUGACAAGGCUCGAGGCAUCAUCCUCACCAACCGGCACGUGGUCACGCCAGAGGGACGGGGGCGAGAACAAGAUGGUUUCUGUUGA